AGACGUCAGAUGCCAUUCGAAAGUGUCAAAACUCUUUGGUGUCAAACAAAGUUUUGAUUCUCGGUUUCUAAUUUCCAACUUUUUAGGUUUAUUAAAAGAAAUAUAAUUAUUUUAUAAUAUACCUCUGAGAAAGUCAAAAUGGAGAGUAAUAUCUCUGUUUCAUCAACAUCAUCUAGACCAACCCGUUUUAUGAUGGAAGGAGUAGGAGCUCGUGUGAUUCGAGGUCCAGAUUGGAAGUGGGGAAAACAGGAUGGAGGAGAGGGCCAUCUUGGCACUGUAAGGAAUUUUGAGUCUCCAGAAGAAGUAGUAGUCGUUUGGGAUAAUGGAACAGCUGCAAAUUAUAGAUGUUCAGGUGCCUAUGAUCUGCGGAUUCUGGAUAGUGCCCCUACUGGUGUGAAACAUGAAGGAACUAUGUGUGAUACUUGCAGGCAACAACCCAUAUUUGGUAUACGUUGGAAAUGUGCUGAAUGCAGCAAUUAUGAUCUAUGCUCUGUCUGCUAUCAUGGAGAUAAACAUAAUUUACGUCAUAGAUUUUAUAGAAUUAGUGCACCAGGGGCACAACGAUGUUUGGUUGAACCACGAAGAAAAAGUAAAAAACAGGCUGUCAGGGGUAUCUUUCCAGGAGCCAGAGUCGUAAGAGGGGUGGAUUGGCAGUGGGAAGAUCAAGAUGGUGGAAAUUGUAGGCGUGGAAAAGUCAAUGAAAUCCAAGAUUGGUCAGCAGCUAGUCCACGAUCUGCUGCAUAUGUUGUGUGGGAUAAUGGUGCCAAAAAUCUCUACAGGGUAGGCUUUGAGGGAAUGGCUGACCUGAAGGCCGUUAAUGAUGUGAAAGGUCAGAAUGUGUACAAGGAACACUUGCCAUUGCUAGGCGAACUUGGCCCUGGAAGAACAGGCCCACAUGGACUACAAGUUGGUGAUCAGGUGAAUGUAGACCUUGAUCUUGAAAUAGUACAGUCACUACAACAUGGUCAUGGUGGUUGGACAGAUGGUAUGUUCGAGUGUCUCGGCACCACCGGUACUGUGGUUGGCAUAGAUGAGGACCACGACAUUGUUGUAACUUAUCCAAGCGGAAAUAGGUGGACAUUUAACCCUGCUGUUUUAACUAAGAUAUUCAGCGGCGCGUACACGACGACGAGCCCGACGGGCGGCGCGGGCGCGGCGGGUGCGGGCGGAGGGUUCGCGGUGGGAGACCUCGUGCAGGUCUGCGCCGACCAGGAGCGGGUCAAGGCGCUGCAGCGAGGACACGGGGAGUGGGCCGAGGCCAUGGCACCUACUCUUGGCAAGAUAGGACGAGUGCAGCAGAUUUAUCACGACAACGAUCUAAAGGUGGAAGUGUGUAAUACGUCAUGGACGUACAAUCCGAACGCGGUGACAAAAGUUGCGUCGUCCGAUGGCAGCAUUCCGGGAAACUCUUCAGGUGAACGGUUAUCGGCGCUUUUAAAAAAGUUAUUUGAAUCCCACGUGACCGGAGACGCAAACGAGGAGCUGGUGAAGGCGGCCGCCAAUGGCGACGCGACGCGCUGCGCCGAGAUACUGGCGCGCACCGACGGCGCACAGGCUGACGUCAACGGCUUCUACGGCGGACACACCGCGCUGCAGGCGGCCGCGCAGAACGGCCACGUGGAGGUGAUCCGCGCGCUGGUGGAGGCGGGCGCGGAGGUGGACGCGGAGGACCGCGACGGGGACCGCGCCGCGCACCACGCCGCCUUCGGGGACGAGCCGGCCGCCCUGCGCGCGCUGGGCGCCGCCGCCGCCGACCUCAACGCGCGCAACCGCCGCCGCCAGACGCCGCUGCACAUCGCCGUCAACAAGGGACACCUCGGCGUCGUGCGCACGCUGCUGCAGCUCGCCGUGCACCCCGCCCUGCAGGACUCUGAAGGCGAUACACCCCUGCAUGAUGCCAUUUCAAAAAAGCGUGACGACAUGCUAACGCUGCUACUAGAACAUGGAGCCGAUAUGACCCUAACAAACAAUAAUGGUUUCAACGCUCUGCAUCACGCGGCGCUCCGCGGCAAUCCAAGUGCAAUGAAGAUAAUGCUGGGUAAGCUUCCGAGAUCGUGGAUAGUAGACGACGCCAAGGACGAUGGCUACACAGCUUUGCAUCUGGCUGCCCUGAACAACCACGCCGAGGUCGCGGAGCUACUGGUGCGCGCAGGAGCCCGUCCUGACCUACAAAACGCAAAUUUACAGACAGCUCUUCACUUGGCUGUAGAGCGUCAACACACUCAAAUAGUUCGGCUACUAGUAGCUCAUGGAGCCAAUCUUAAUAUUUGUGACAAGGAUGGUGACACACCGUUACAUGAAGCGCUCCGGCAUCAUACCCUGCAGCAGCUCCGUCGUCUACAAGAUGCACGAGACUCUGCACUGCUCACAGGCCUCUCACAUGCUCAUGACAAAAAGUCGUCUGCGUCGAUAGCUUGUUUCCUCGCGGCUCACGGUGCCGAUCUAACCGUCAAGAAUAAAAAAGGUCAAACACCUCUUGACCUCUGUCCGGACCCCAAUCUCUGCAAGACGUUGACUUCGUGCCGCAAAGCUGGCGCGUCGGCCACCGACAGUACUCCAGAGAGUGAGCCAGGCUCCUCCGCUAUCAGCACAUCGGCGCCCGCUGCGGACUCUAUAUCGGCAGGAGACACGCAGCCGCAGUCAGACCCCACAGCCGAUGAAUGUCUCGUAUGCUCCGAUGCUAAGAGAGACACUCUGUUCCGUCCUUGCGGACAUAUCUGUUGCUGCAAUGCUUGCGCCGCCAGGGUGAAGAAGUGUCUGGUGUGCCGCGCCGGCGUGUCGUCACGCGAGCGCGUGCCUGAAUGCAGAGUGUGCUCGGAGGCGCCAGCCACGGUGCUGUUCCGUCCGUGCGGCGACGUGUGUGCGUGUGCGGCCUGCGCUCCGCUCAUGCGAAAGUGCGUGGAGUGUCGCACGCCGCUACAGUCUGCACAACCCGCACAACCGGUCCCGCAUCCCGUCACGCAACCCAUCGCGCAACCCGCCGCGCAGCCUACCCCGCAGCCCGCCCUGCACCACAACAACAACAACAACAACGCUCUCAACAUCGAUCUUGAAAAGGACAGCAGUAGUAAUUUAGCUCAGGUGCAAGUGAAUAAAGGGCAGCCCGCGGCGACGCCGGCCGCGCCGCACUUCAUGAACAACGGCUCGCGGUUCGCGCCCGCCCCCGCCCCCGCGCCCGCCUCCGCGCUCGCCCCCGCACCCGACGUGCAGAAACUGCAACAACAACUACAGGACAUUAAGGAACAGACGAUGUGCCCGAUAUGUUUGGACCGCCUCAAGAACAUGAUAUUCCUGUGCGGCCACGGUAUGUGCCAAAUGUGCGGCGAUCGCAUUACCGUGUGUCCCAUCUGUCGCAAACAAGUCGAGAAACGCAUACUGCUCUACUGAAUGAUACCGAUAAGUUUUACCACAGAUUAAAAAUAUACAUAAAAAAAUCCUGAUGGUUAUCUUUGCGUGUUGGCAACAUCGUUUGCGUUUCCAUUAAAUCAGUUGGCAAAUGACGCAGGCGUUAUGAUGUCAGUUGCUCUUGAAAUAUCAGCGGUACACUGGCAAGGAAAAAGGCUGUACGCGAAACGGAUUUGUCCACCACAUCUUGUUGAAUUGUUUCAAAACUAGUAUUUUUUAAUUAACAAUUUGGGAAGUAGAAAAGUAAAGAAACCAUUUACUUUAAUUUUUAAAAUUAAUAAAACUAAUUUAAGUAAUUUUAUUUUGAUUAAAAAUAGAGCGCGUGAUAUUGAAAGUUGAAAAUGUCAAGGAACAGACUGUCAACAGAUUUUUUAUAAAUUUCCAAACUAACAGUCAAACCAAUAUGUAAUAACCGAUAUUAUUACCGGUGUCUCUGGCGUAAAGCGAAAGUGGUCGCUUUAAGCGUCAGAUGGUAAAGUGACGUGUACGCGAAAAAUAAUUUCGAGCGAAAAUAUAUUUUUUCUGGCGCCUUUUGUGAGAUGCGGGGCUGCCCCAAACGAAAAUAAAAAGUAAAAUCAAGAGUACAAAAACCAGCUGUACAAAAUUCAAAAUACUUUUUGGAGGAAGAAAUAAGUAAUAAACUAUUUUAUACGUUUAUUCACAUUGAAUACGUCAACAGUGAUAAUUUUUACCCAAAUUGUGUGUAAAGAACUAUUAAAAUAACAAAAAGAAUAUUUUUUUAAAGGGGGUACCUACAACUUUUCUCUUCCAAAAAUGUUUUUUUUUUCAAUUCGAUUUGAAUUCUAUUCGUAUUAACUUUCAACAAUAAUGGAUAAAAUAAAAUUUAAGAAAUGAAAUAAGUUUCAGAAAUUUCUGUUUUCUUUAAAAACAUAAAUAUAAUCUGAAAUACAAUUGAUUGUGUUACGCCGUUGACAAGAUAGGCAAUCCCGCUCUACCUUGUCUCUUUCGCUCUACUGCGAGACCUUAGGCAGGCCCUAAUUACUAUACUAUUCCCUAAAUAAGAAUCAAUUAAAUUUACUCGUUAUUAUGGGCAAAUAAAUGCAUUUAACGUGAUGGGGUUAGGUUUAAAAAGUAUAUAUAUGUAGUUGUUUUAUACAACUUAAUUUUUUUUCUUGUUUACCGACUGCUAUUAACCUCAAGAGGCUAUACAAGCUUCGCCGAAUUUGUAGGCGAGUUAGAGUAGUUUUCCCUAACUAGUGUUUCGCUGAAUCUACCACUGGAUCGGAAUCGCGACCCACUGAGAAGAUCCGGGGAGAAACUCAGUGGGCUGUAUCUGUGGAUUAUGCACGACGAACCCUUCGUUGCAUUCGAGCGAGUACGACUUAUAAAAACUGAACUCUUGUGUAAAUUAAAUAUGUCGUGGUUUUGUUUAUUCGUAUAUUAUAUAUUAUAGACGCUUCGUCUUUUACGCCAUGUUGUAAGUAAGUGUAACCUUCCCUGGAAAAUUUACAGCGUAGUACCGCCAAGCUGCGACAGACGGCGCGCGAAUCGUUUUAUGGCUAUUUAACGUGGCUUAGCUUCACAAGUAAUUUAAUGAAUGUAAUGUAAUGUAAUGAAUUGUAGUCCUGUUUUAGGCGAUAUUUAUCGACGUUAGAAACAUAAGAUCAAAAUAUAGUUUAUGUAUUUUUUGUCUUUUUUCUUAGUCUCGGUUUCUAAACUAAAACAUUACAUACUACUUAUUUAAAAGAGAUAUUAUAAUUUAAAAUGUUCGAUUUGAAAAGAUAAAUUUAAUCAUAGAUAUCCACCGUUAAGUUAACGUUAAUUCAAGGUACUCUCUAACUACUUUCAAAAUGAAGAAGUGACAUCGUCUACAAAAUCUAUAAAUUAACGAAAAAAUAAACGAUUUCAUAACUUCUAUUAUUUUAUCAUAUAAUAAGAAACAGUAUACACUAUUUAUAAGAGUGCUUUGAGGUGGAAUAUUUUUUGUAAUUUUGCAUAUGAUUAUAUAAAAUUCAAAACUAUCUUAAACCAAAUUUUAAGAUAACGUAGGCAAUAACAAUGUAAACUUUAUAGUAUCUUAAAGAUCACAUUUCGAACAAUAAUUGUAAAACAAACUUUGUAAAUAAAUACUGUAUGUACAGUUCGACCUCUGUACAACUUUUGUAAUAAAUUUACAAAUAUUAUAUUGUUUAAUUAGUACUGUGGUUUAAUUAUUACUACAACGAGACUAAAUUAUUAUACAAAAUAUAGAUUAAAACUACCAUUUUGUAUAAAAGGUGUAAACGGGCAAAAUUUUACAGUAAUAUGCGGUUAAAUAGUGUCGCCAGCAAUAUCAGCAAGCUUUGGCUGCAAUAUAAAAAUAUUUUUGUCCAGCAAAAUUGCGAAACCAAAACAAGUCUGCAAUAUUUUCGUAGAUAUUUUGAAUAGGUCCGGAGAAGCAUUCUGCAGUAAAAAACACACCGAUAUUAUCCGGCAAAUUUAUGUUUGUUCCAUCACUCACCAUCACCCAUAGACUUCAGCCAAGUUAGUCAAGCCGCUCUCCAAAAUGAUACAGUAUUAACACAGUAAUAUAUGUGGACUUCUGCUAGAACCUCGAGCAUACCUGCAAAUCAAAGCAAACUACUAAAAUAAAUUGUUUUUCUCAAUGAAGUAGAUAUAACUAGCUUGUGUAAUGUGAAAAUUGGCAUAUUAUAAGAGACAGGAAUGUUAAAUCAUUAAAGUAUGUACUUACAAAAUCAAAUCGACACUAUCGAUAUUAUUCCAUCUCAUUGAAGCCCAAACUGUUCCAUAAAAGUAAGUUACCUAAAUAAUAAAGUACGUACCAUAAUAAGCAAGUAAAGGUUGUCAGCAAGACCGAACAAUGUACAAAAAAAAACAGUCAAAAAUAUUACCCGUUUAGGAACUCCAGUACAUCUACAGGAAUGCAUUUACGAUAGUUUGUAAACAAUUUUAUGGAUGUUACGCCGCUAACUGAAUAAAAUUUAGAUCAAUAAAAGCGUGUGCUUUCCGGAGGUAAUUAUUAUUGCUAUUAAUGUGAUAUGGAUUUUUACUAGUGGUAGGACCUCUUGUGAGUCCGCGCGAGUAGGUACCACCACCCCGCUUAUUUCUGCCGUGAAGCAAUAAUGCGUUUCGGUUUGAAGGGGGGGGGGGGGGGGGGGGGCAGCCGUUGUAACUAUACUUGAGACCUUAGAACUUAUCUCAAGGUGGGUGGCGCAGUUACGUCGUAGAUGUCUAUGGGCUCCAGUAACCACUUAACACCAGGUGGGCUGUGAGAUCGUCCACCCAUCUAAGCAAUAAAAAAUUAAAAUAUGUGGUAAAAUCAAGUGACGACUUAUGCUCGGCGCCGCGGAGUCGAUGUGGUCGCGUCCAUUGUAAUGGCUGUUUGUAAUUAUGACGCGGCGCAAUCCACACAAAUCCCUAAAAACAUUUUUAUUCAGUCAGCAGUCUAAAAUAUAUAAUGUAGGAACCGUCUGGGUUACCCAGUUAAAAUCGCAUUUAAAUAAAUAUUUUAAAUCCUUAUUGCCUUAUUUUAUUGUUCUUUUAACUCGUGAUUCUUGUUAGAAUAUGUUUCACAAAAUAUCUCACACAGGAUAAAGAUUCUCUUAAUUAUUAUUUUUAAUUUACAAUUAUACAUUAUUAAAUUCAUAUCACUCAUUCUAUAGCAUGUUAUUUUUUUAUAUGAUUAGAAAAAAAAUAUUAGUAAGCUUUAUAUUUAAAAAUAAUUAUUGUUAUUGUUGUUAUUAUCUCAAUAUUACUAAGCAUCUAACACAACGAUGCCGUAUUUAAUCUAAUAUUAAUAUAAAUGUGUAUUGGAAAUGAAAUAAAACUAAAUAAUAUAAA
Messenger RNA from Bombyx mori (domestic silkworm), 7206 nucleotides. RefSeq names its product E3 ubiquitin-protein ligase MIB1 (gene mib1). Gene Ontology annotation, molecular function: protein binding; ubiquitin-protein transferase activity; zinc ion binding. Gene Ontology annotation, cellular component: cytoplasm. Bases 139 to 3387 code for a protein of 1082 amino acids. The record is from RefSeq and is a predicted model, not a curated record. NCBI's taxonomy places the organism in Eukaryota, Metazoa, Arthropoda, Insecta, Lepidoptera, Bombycidae. Gene Ontology annotation, biological process: endocytosis; Notch signaling pathway; protein ubiquitination. The transcript has 17 exons.